Messenger RNA from Heterobilharzia americana, 1039 nucleotides. The record is from the annotation of a GenBank genome assembly. NCBI's taxonomy places the organism in Eukaryota, Metazoa, Platyhelminthes, Trematoda, Strigeidida, Schistosomatidae.
GUUCACUUUAUGAAUACAUCCCAAUCUCUGUUGAGACCAGAUUAUGACUAACAUCAUUGCUUCGUGGGUUUCGAACGAAUUAGAUUUGCAGGGCCAACCAAUUGAGAAGGCAUUCGCAAACGGUUACUUACUUGGAAAACUUUUGUACAACCACGGUAAAUUUCAGAAACUUCAUCUCCUGAGAAACUCAGACUCAACAAAUUCUAUUGUACAAAAUUUCACAUAUCUUCGGUCAGCUUUUCAUGAGCUCGGAAUAAAUAUCGAUGCAAAUUUGAGUCACGACAUAAUUACGGGAAAGCCUGGAAGUAUACAGAAUCUUCUGUAUCAAAUUUAUGUGAUACUUAAUGGAACAGAAGGUUCUGGUUGUUCGGAUUCUAUCAACUUCUGUCGUUCCGAUCGCACGAAACUGAACACUUUUCUAAAUUUGUCUUACAAGCAGCAAUUGAAACAGCUCAUCCCUCGACAGUCAGAUAUUAGUCUGGCACAAAUUUUAUCACGUUUCGAAAAACGAAAACAAAUAAAAGAUGAACAAACGAAGAAAGCUGACAUAAAAACCUUAUUAGAAAAAAAUGCGUUAAUCCAAAAACAUCGAAAUUCAAGGCUUCAAAGAAGUUAUGAUUUACGUGUAAUGCAAUCUGAACUAAUGGCUAAAUUAGAAGCAAAUAUCAUCAACCUCCCAAAGUCUGUUAGAAAGAAACUAAUAUCUGCGAACAAGGAUACGCGACAAACUAAAGCAAAUACGUGUAAUAUAAGCUUGAGGGAACUGGAUGAAUUUGAUCUGCUUCACAAGGAUAUUGAAGGAACCAAUAUCAACAAAUUGAAGCUAAAAGAUAAAACUAACGAAGUAUUGAAUUCAGCUUUCAGCUUGCAGGCACUAGGUACCAUAACAAAUGAUCCCAACAAAACAACAGUAAAUUACAUGAAACAAAUUCAUUCGAAAGUCACAGAAGAAAGAAAUGCAAUAUGUGAACGCCAGAAAAGGCGAAGAAGAGUCAUCAUGGAUAUAUUAGAAGCACAUCAUUUACAACAGGCAAGUUAA